Calliphora vicina (urban bluebottle blowfly) is the source of this 759-nucleotide messenger RNA. RefSeq names its product Enhancer of split malpha, Bearded family member (gene E(spl)malpha-BFM). The record is from RefSeq and is a predicted model, not a curated record. Lineage: Eukaryota; Metazoa; Arthropoda; Insecta; Diptera; Calliphoridae. Gene Ontology annotation, biological process: Notch signaling pathway; sensory organ development. The transcript has a single exon. The coding region runs from base 31 to 474 and encodes 147 amino acids.
ACUCUCAAAAAAAAAACUCACUUUAACAAAAUGUGUCAACAAAUGCAACAAUUGGCCAACUCAAACGCCACCACCAACAACAAAAAAACCUACAGCAUCAAGAAAGUCUUGAAAACUUUCUUCAAGAAACAACAAAAAACCUCCAGCACUGAAACCUUUGAAGAUUUGGACAAUCUACGCAACAUGCAAGCCGAACAACAACAAUACUUCUCCGAAAUGGAAGAUAAUUCGGCCAAUGAAAAACUCUCAGUCAUGGCCUACGACGAACAGGAACAAGAUGAUCAAGAAGAUAUUUAUGUUCCCGUACGUUUUGCUCGCACUGAAGCUGGUACUUUCUUCUGGACCACCAACUUGCAACCUGUCACCAGCACCAUUCAACCAGCUGUUGAUGAAGAUCUAUUGCAACCCGCCUACUGCUACAGCAACAAUCAAUAUCCCAUCAUGCAAUUCCAAGAUCGUUGGGCUCAAGCUUAAGUUAUCAACAACAUUUGCAUCAACAACAACAACAAAAAGCUUUAAAACAAAAAACAAUUGCUUCAACAACAAUUGUAUGUGAUAUUUGUUAGCAGCAGUUAUACAGCGGCAGCAUUAUGGUUCAAAUUAAUUUAAGUCUCUUUAUAAAAAAAACGUCUUCCUUUAGUAUUUAAGUAACAAAAAAAAAACAUUUAUUGAAUAAUUUUAAGUAACAAAAAAAAUAAUUGUGAUAAACAACAAAACAGCUUUAAAAAAUAUAAACAAAUUUUAUUUUAAAAACAAAAA